Molecule: messenger RNA, 408 nt
Organism: Scutellospora calospora
Lineage: Eukaryota; Fungi; Glomeromycota; Glomeromycetes; Diversisporales; Gigasporaceae
Source: the annotation of a GenBank genome assembly
AUGCCACGAGAACUCAGUGAAGACCUUAGAUGGAGAGUUGUUUAUUUAGAUGCGAAAGGUUAUAAUAAGAAAGCUAUCUCCACAAUCUUUUAUAUAAGCGAAGCUUCCAUUUAUCAGAUACUAUCUAUCUUUAGAAAAUGGGGAUGUGUUAAAAAUCCCUUUAAAGGCCAACCUGGCUGUAAAAAAAAAUUUACGCGUCAGGAAUUAAAAAUGUUAAAGCGGCUUGUUAAUGAAAAGGUAGAUUGGUACCUUGACGAACUCCUAAUAGAAAUGGAAAUGCGUACAAACAAGCGGCUUUCCAUAUCAUCUUUGUGGCGAUCAUUGAAAUACUGUGGUAUUUCUCGUAAGAAGGGUGGAUAUAACCAGAAUGAAAGUUGGGUUUGCAGAAAAGACAAAGUUAAUUCCUAA